CACCGCCUGGGAGCAAUGGCGGCGAUGGAGGCAGUGAAGAUGGCGUCGCCCAAGAGCGCGCCCAAAGAUGCUCAGGUGAUGGCCCAGAUUCUGAAAGACAUGGGGAUCACUGAAUAUGAGCCACGGGUUAUAAAUCAGAUGCUGGAGUUUGCAUAUAGAUAUGUGACAACCAUCUUGGAAGACGCCAAAAUUUAUUCCAGUCACGCGAAGAAGUCGAGUGUCGAUGCAGACGAUGUGAGGCUGGCUAUCCAGUGCAGGACAGACCAGUCGUUCACUUCGCCGCCACCCAGAGAUUUUUUGCUAGAUAUUGCGAGACAGAAGAACCAAACGCCGUUGCCUCUGAUAAAGCCGUACUCUGGCCCGAGGUUGCCGCCGGAUAGAUACUGCCUCACAGCGCCAAAUUACAGGUUGAAGUCUUUUCAGAAGAAGAUAUCGUCCUCUGCAGCACGGAUCACGGUGCCACGACUGAGUGUCGGCACCGUCACCAGCAGGCCCAGCACGCCGACAUUAGGAACUCCUUCGGCUCAGACGGUGUCCGUUUCAACGAAAGUUGGCACUCCCAUGCCUCUGACCGGUCAAAGGUUCACGGUGCAGAUCCCAACCUCCCAGACCUCGGUAAAAUCAGCGACUCCAACUACCCCCACGGUACAGAAUGUGCUGAUCAACCCCUCCCUGAUCGGGUCCAAAAACAUCCUCAUCACCACCAACAUGGUGUCGUCGCAGGGCGGCUCCGGCGAGGUGAACCCUUUGAAAAGGAAGCACGAGGAAGAUGACGACUACGAUAACUUGUGAAAGGAAACGCUCACCGUUUUGUUGCCUUAGUUGUGGCGCUCCCACUUGCCACCUCUCCCUCUCCAGAAGCCUUCACGAAUGGAGGGGAAUUUUUUUUUGGGGGGGGGGGCAAGAAGACAAGCAGAUGGCUCUGAUCUCCCAGUUGGCUACAGUCUACUUGCAGUGGACCAAAACAGGGGGCUGAUGGGAGCUUUGAUGGAAAACAGGCGGAAGCCACUAGAUGGUGGAAGGCUUAGUAUAGGAGCUUUGAAAGAAGUUGAUUCUCCUCUCCUCCGCCCAUUCCGCCGAUCUCUCUUGGAAUUAAAAGAAUCAGCAUCUGUGCAUUUGUUCUGGUGGUACCUUGUUUCCUACAACAUAUCUUUCUUGGCCGGGGGGGGGGGGAAGAGUGCUGUUUCUUCUUCUUCUUUCAAAUAAUUUUUAUUGGUUUUUACAUAUAUUUUCUUUGCAUAACAUCAUAACCUUUUCCCCCCAAAAUAAAACAUUUGGCUCCAUGAGCCUGUGACUUCCCUCCUCCCUGACUGUAGUGGUUUUCAAACUCCAUAACUUGCAUUUUCCUAUAGUUCUUAUUCCUGCUAAAUCUUAUCUUUAUAUACAGUAAUUCCUUACUUAUUUCAGUUAAGUAAUUGUAUUGUAUUACUACAAUAAGUAAUAAAUUGAUCCUUACAAAACUUCCUGUAACCCUACUAGUGAUGUUAAUUGUUUGCAGUUGCCCUUCAAAUAUAACAUAAAUUUGUUUUAGUCUUUCUGGAAAGCCUGGUCCUGCGGGUUCCAGAUUUUUCCCAUCAGUUUCGCCAAUUAUGCGCAGUCCAUUAAUUUCAUCUGCCACUCUUCUUUUGUUGGUAAAUCUUGCUUCCAUCUUUGGGCUAAUAACAUUCUUGCCGCUGUUGUUGCAUAUAAAAACAAUGUUUUCUCCUGCUUACAUAUUUCUCUACCUACUAUACCUAAUAGGAAAGCUUCUGGUUUUUUUUUAAUAAAAAAAGUAUUUCAUCAUUUUUUAAAGUCAUUAUAAUACAUUUCCGAGAAAGCUUUCACCCCUUUACAAAACCACCACAUAUGGUAAAAGGUACCUUCUUUUUCUUUACAUUUCCAACAUAAAUUGUUUGUUCUGUACAUAAAUUGUUUGUUCUGUACAUUUUUGCUAAUUUCACUGGUGUUAGGUGCCAUCUAUACAUCAUUUUCAUAACAUUUUCUUUAAGCGAACUGAAAGCAGUAAGGGACAGUGCUGUUUUGACAAAGCUGGUUCUGGAGGCAACCUGAUUUCACGUGGCCAGGGAGUGUGAUGGAAAAACAGCUGCGUCUCAAGCAGCCCCCCCCCCCAACUACAGCUUGUAGAAAUACUGAGCGGAAGAAUAGCAACAUCAUUACACCCUUUGCUUGGGAGAGUUGUGUGUGUGAUGAGUUCAAUAUAUCUUUAAUAUACACGUGGAAAAUGGGGGGAAAAAGCAGAUUUCCCUCUUCAUUUUUGUGUGUGAUUUUUACUUCCCCAGCCUCCUUAUUGAAAACCUUCUCGCCAUGUAAUACCUGAUCUAGUAAACAAAGCUUUUUCUCAGAACGGAUUAAUCAGUUUUUAUGCAGUUGGGUUAAAAAGGACUCUGCCAUACAAGGCCAUAGCCGUUUUGCAAUUGGGCUAAUAGGAUCUAAUGUAGCAACAACAAAUGAAUUUAAUGCUUGCAGUUCUUUGGCAAUUACUCAUAGCCAAGUAAUAUUGUCUUCCAUAAACAGGGUUUUAACAGUGAGUCCACAAGUGACUGUAGAGGGCAAAUCUGGAUCCACACGUCCUUCCACAGUGAGGACAUAAAUUUCCCGGUGGGAGUUGAUCAUGGUGAGAGGGUUCGCCAAGUGUGCCUUCCCCUUAGCAUGUUUCUCCCUUUUAUCCCGAGUUCGAACGUCUUCAAAAGCCCAUGACAUCUUUGGUAAAGGCUGUUCUCCAACUGGAGCGCUUGAACGCCAGUGUUUCCCAGUUGUUGGUGUUUAUAUUACGUUUUUUAAGAUAUUGCCUUAAGUGAGUCUUUAAACCUUUUGUUGACCGCUUACCAUUUUUAAGUUCGGAAUGGAGUAGUUGCUUUGGAAGACGAUAAUCAGGCAUCCGCACAACAUGACCAGGCCAACAAAGUUGAUGUUGAAGAAUCAUUGCUUCAACACCGAUUUUUGCUUGCUAGAUACACGUGGGUACUACUCUUGCCUGAUAUGGUUCACUCUCUCAAUAAGUGAAAAGGUGCUAUCCUUCAGGGGCAGAUCCAGGCUGUAAUUUAAAGCACCUUGGCAACACAUGACUUCCUGCAUUCUUGAGGGAAGUCAUGUGCUUUUAAGUGUUGUGAAUGUGCUCUAAAUCUAUGGCCUGGAUCUGCACUGGGGCUUGUGGAAAGUUUUCUUCUAAUGUUUUCCACAAUCCGGCUUCUUUAGAAGUGGUUAGCUCUGUCCUUUACGAAACCCGAGAGCUGCAUUCUGUUCUUCCCAACUCUUUCAAUAAAAAAGAUUUGUUUGUGUGUAUGUCCACAUAAAGGCCACGUGACCCCAUACACCUAAGCCUGUUUAAGACGCUUGUCGAACCAUGCCCCCUCACACCUGUCCUGCUCUGCACUCAGGUGCUUCUGCAUGGAAGGAGACUCAAGAUGUAUGGGGUGCAGCGCAGGGGGCAGAAGCCUCGUGAUGUUUCCAUAGCUGCAGUUGCAUCCAUUGAACCGCCUGCUCUUGGUUCUGGGCUCACCAGUCACUGGUAUACCUUCCAACCAGGGAACUGACGACCCUCAAGUCUGAAUAGCGAAGAAUUGGAAAGGGGAAAAUCUACCAACUAUUAGUGACUGGCAAAAUAAAUUGCAAGAAUAUGCGGAAAUGGCACUGUUAACCAACAAGCUGAGAGGCAAAUCAAGACAGGAGUAUGUACAGAGUUGGGAAUAAAUACAAGAGAUAUACAAGGAUACACAAAAGGGUUUAUGUCUAUGGC
Messenger RNA from Zootoca vivipara (common lizard), 3736 nucleotides. RefSeq names its product transcription initiation factor TFIID subunit 9. Gene Ontology annotation, cellular component: SAGA complex; transcription factor TFIID complex. Gene Ontology annotation, biological process: DNA-templated transcription initiation; RNA polymerase II preinitiation complex assembly. Lineage: Eukaryota; Metazoa; Chordata; Lepidosauria; Squamata; Lacertidae. The record is from RefSeq and is a predicted model, not a curated record. Gene Ontology annotation, molecular function: protein heterodimerization activity; transcription coactivator activity; RNA polymerase II general transcription initiation factor activity.